GGCUGUUCGAUUUUGAAUUCUACGUUGAGAAACCGUUUUGUCAUGAAAAUUGCCGAUUCUUAACUAUUCUCAUCACGAAUCUGACCGCCUUAAAACACGGUCGCACCGUUAGUUGGCUCGUGAAGUAUUGCGGGACCGGAAAUCGCACAACUUACAUGCUAAAUGUAAAGAGGAUCACUUUUAGGAGCAUACAUGCAAUAGCAGAUCAUCCAAUUCCAAGCCAUGAGGUGGAUUCGUUGUAACAACUGCUAUGCCAGAGCUGAAGUUGCGAAGGAACCAUUCACUCUGACUAAGUGUGGACAUAUCUAUUGCCAAAAAUGUAUCGGCCAAGCAGAAAAGCAAUGCGUCAUAUGCAAUACAAUCGCUGUGGCUACGAUACGCCUGCAAGAACCAUUGGAACCCCAUAUCGCUUCAUACUUCUCAUCCCUAAGAGAUACCCUACAGCAGAUAGUAAAUAUCGCUACUUUCCAAGAGGAGCAAAAUCGGAUCGUGGCAAAAAGAUUCUAUGAAAUCGAAAAAAAAUAUACAUGUGUGAAACAAAUAUGUGCAAGUAUGGAGAUGAAGAUUGUGAAGCAUAAAGAAGAAACAAAAAAGAUACGCAGAUUAGAACACGAAAAUACCCAAUUAAAGUUGAUUCUUCAAAACAUGCAGAAUAGCCCGUACAGUAAUAUUCUGAGUAACCAAAGUCAGAGUAGUGGUGCUUCUACAUUGAAUCAAUACCCUUAUAAAAAAAGAUACCAGCCAAAUGAUUCAAAGGUCAAUUUUUCUACCCCAUUGAGUACCAACUCGAAUAAAUUCAGUCUGUCAUCUCGUUCAGGUGGGCAGUAUGUUAUGUCACUAUCAGACAGUAACAGAGAGUUUCAAAUUCCGACCACCAAAAAGGUUUUGAGGUCUACAGGGACUGGAUCUUCUGUUGGUUUCACACCAAUGAGCAGAAACCCUGGGUAUUUUGGGUCAAUGAACUUAUCAUAGUCCUAAAACCUCAUCUUCGAAAUAACAAUAUUGUCAUUAUAUUAUUAACAUUCAUCGUGAAACUUGUUCAUACCGAUCAUACAAUUAUCC
Messenger RNA from Diprion similis, 1062 nucleotides. RefSeq names its product zip homologous protein 2-like. Gene Ontology annotation, cellular component: synaptonemal complex. NCBI's taxonomy places the organism in Eukaryota, Metazoa, Arthropoda, Insecta, Hymenoptera, Diprionidae. Gene Ontology annotation, molecular function: SUMO transferase activity. The coding region runs from base 223 to 972 and encodes 249 amino acids. Gene Ontology annotation, biological process: protein sumoylation; homologous chromosome pairing at meiosis; reciprocal meiotic recombination. The record is from RefSeq and is a predicted model, not a curated record. The transcript is spliced from 5 exons.